AUGUCGUCCAAGAAGCCCACCGGAAAGGCCCAGCGCUCCGCCAUUGCGGACGUUGUUGCCCGCGAGUACACCAUCCACAUGCACAAGAGACUACAUGGUGUCACCUUCAAGAAGCGUGCUCCCCGCGCUAUUAAGGAGAUCAAGGACUUUGCCGUCAAGGCCAUGGGUACCACCGAUGUCCGCGUGGACCCCGCCCUGAACAAGAAGGUCUGGGAGAACGGUGUCAAGGGCGUCGCCUACAGACUGCGCGUCCGCAUUUCCCGACGACGCAACGACGAGGAGGGCGCCAAGGAGAAGCUGUACAGCUACGUCCAGGCCGUCAACGUCAAGAACCCCAAGGGUCUCCACACCGUCGUGGUUGAGGAGUAA
Molecule: messenger RNA, 369 nt
Organism: Beauveria bassiana ARSEF 2860
Lineage: Eukaryota; Fungi; Ascomycota; Sordariomycetes; Hypocreales; Cordycipitaceae
Product: 60S ribosomal protein L31
Exons: 3
Coding region: 1-369 (122 amino acids)
Biological process (GO): cytoplasmic translation
Cellular component (GO): ribosome; cytosolic large ribosomal subunit
Molecular function (GO): structural constituent of ribosome
Source: RefSeq, a predicted model, not a curated record